GAAGCCAUGUCGAAUCUCGGUGAAGACAUCGAAACCUUAAUCCUCCUACGGCUUCCCGUGAAAUCUCUGCUAAGAUUCAAGUGCGUGUGCAAGCGAUGGAGCUCACUGAUCUCCACUCCCCAAUUCGCCAAGACCCAUCUGGAGAGCGCCGCUCCUUCCCCAAGGAUCCUCUUCCUCACCAACCCGCCUCAGUCCGUGAACUGCGAAUCACUCCGUGACGACGAUCAUGCUGCUCAUGAAGGUUUGCCUCUAACCCAGCUUCAGUCUCCGAUUGAAGCUCCAGACGGAUGUAGCGCCCACAUCGUCGGAUACUGCAAUGGUUUGGUUUGCUUAGAGUACGACGAUCAUCGAAUUGUCGUCUUGUGGAACCCAGCAACAGGAGAGUCUAGAAACAUCCCAAACGCUAGUUACAGGGAUCACCGAGCGACCAUUUGUGGACUUGGCUAUGAUCCAUCGACUGAUGAUUACAAAUUAUUGCGGCAUUGUCGCGUUACGGAUGCAUAUGGGUUUCCGGAAUAUAACGUGUUUGAUGUUUUCGCUCUAAAGACUGGUUCCUGGAGGAGAGUUCAUGACAAGCAUGAUGACCUUAAGUACUGCCGGGAAGUGGGGACCUAUGUGAAUGGUUUCCUUCAUUGGUUAGUCCGGGGUAGAGAUCCUUGGGAGCGCAAGAAGAUUGUUUCAUUCGGCAUGAGCAGAGAGAAGUUUGCCGAUGUGUUGUUGCCGCCACUGGAGGCCGAUAAAGGUACUGUGUUCGGAGUAUUAGGAGUUGUCGGUGAAUGCCUUGUCAACGAAAGCUUCGCAGUGUACGUUGAGAGUUUAGUUUCACCUCAUGGAGCAAAGCUGCAGGAUCAAUGUAGCUCUCAGGUGGAGGAGCCAAUGGAGAAAAGUGACUUCACUGGCGAUCAUUCAACAUGUAAAGAAGGGGAAACUUCAGAUAACAAAUCCAAAAGCCGUCUUAUCAGUAAAAGAAGAAAAGCUUCCUAGAGGGCUAGUCAUGAUGUGUAUGCCGAGGUCGAUGUAUUGCGAAGUCAAGGGCACCUGACUAGCUGCUUUAUGCACUUUAUUCUUCUCUUUUGUGGGUUCCUUUUGGAUUAUUACCGAGUGUCUGUGUUUGGUUCUUGGUUUACUUCUAACGUUCUUGUAACUCCUCUUUCCACGAGUCAAAGACGUGAUGACGACACCCAAUGGUUGUGGAUCCACCAAAAAGUGUCAAGCAUGACUGCCUGAGUAGGCAAGAUGCACUUCAAGUAGAACAUGUUUUCUCAUAUACUCUUCUCCUGCAUCUAUGUACAGCGCAGGGGGAAAAAAAGCCUCAAAAUUCACCCUCGGAGUACCAAAGAUAUCCUUGGUAGAAGGAAGUCUAAGACUUGGAGCUCUUGGUUCUGAGUUUUAACUUGUUAAGCAAGAAUAUCAUUAAAGUCA
Messenger RNA from Rhodamnia argentea, 1422 nucleotides. Its product is annotated as putative F-box protein At3g16210. Lineage: Eukaryota; Viridiplantae; Streptophyta; Magnoliopsida; Myrtales; Myrtaceae. The transcript has 3 exons. The coding region runs from base 7 to 984 and encodes 325 amino acids. Gene Ontology annotation, molecular function: protein binding. The record is from RefSeq and is a predicted model, not a curated record.